Molecule: messenger RNA, 1290 nt
Organism: Cantharellus anzutake
Lineage: Eukaryota; Fungi; Basidiomycota; Agaricomycetes; Cantharellales; Hydnaceae
Exons: 5
Coding region: 1-1290 (429 amino acids)
Source: RefSeq, a predicted model, not a curated record
AUGUUUCGGUUGAGUGACAAAGACAGGCAGGAUGAACUAAACUAUGCCAAAUCAAGGGGUACUGCGAAGGACAUGUUUCAGAACUAUGUCCGAGCAAGCCGUGCAGUAUACCGCUUGGAUGACAAAGAAAUAGGAAUUUUUAAUCAAAAAAUAAGCGAGGCCUACAUUCUUGAGUUCUAUGUGGCAUGGAAAAUGAACGAUACCCUACCAAGGUUUGGGGAACACGUCCCACAAAAGAUCGAACAAAUUAUUCCACGGGAGAUUUUCACAAAGGAGAUGGCACGUAUGGUGAUGGAAAGCCUCUUAGCCCCAUUGCUGGAAGUGCGCACUCAGAUGUGGAGUAUCCGAGCGCUGACUUCUGUCCUGGAUCGCUUAGGACACCACAGUUUCGCGUUAAUCGAUUAUGAGGGCCGAAAGGCGCCAAUCAACAUCAUUCUGCCAAAAACCAUCGAAGCCGAGGAGGGAUGGUCGCAAUUGCGGUUGGAGCUCCUGGGCGCUUUCUUAAAGAUUCCACAAUCUGUUAGCGCACCUGUAAUUCAGAUGAUGGUUCCCCAUGCCACUCAGGGUGGGGAUGGUACUGCUGCUAUACAACACGUAGCUCCCAGUACUCCCAGUGUGGUCUUGGCUCCAACUCGCCCAAGGACAGCCUGUCCUACAACACCAUACUCCCCUAUUAGCAAAGGCAAGGCGAUGGGCGAUCGUGGACCCACCUCCAGGUCGAAUCUCUCAUUCAAGAUGCCUGAUCCCUCCAUGAUUACCGCCACACCAAUGCCUCCAAGUCCCACAGCAACACUGCGGUCAUCGUCUGUUUCAUCCAACAUAUGGGAGAGGUUAGCCAACGAGAGUGCGGACCCCGAGGCAAUCGGUGCGCACCUUGCAGAAGUUUCACUUGCAUCAAACGUAGAAGUGCCGAAAAGAUUCGGGCACAGUCCCUCCUAUGCCCCGGCUGCCACGGCCACUGCUCCUGUGGUGUCAGCAUUGACCCAAGAAAACGUACAGAGCCUAGAGCAGAGCAGUUCACAGUUGGGCAUGACCAACUUGAUGGCGACGACUCCAUCAAAGGACCCAAGGCAUGCGCCACCCAUUUCCACAUCGCAUGCUGGCGAACUCUACGGACAUCACGACAAGGAUCGAGAGCUUACUGAAAUGGACAUAAGCGUUAUCGUUCUUUUGGCCCAAUCCGUAAAAUUCAAUGAAGUUGAGUAUCGCAACACAUUGAUAAAACGGUUUGAUCGUUCCCCAAGCGAGGCAUACUUGCUCGCAAAGGUGGCAGCAGCGAACCGAAGGUAA